This is a messenger RNA of Meriones unguiculatus (Mongolian gerbil), 3237 nucleotides long. RefSeq names its product selectin P (gene Selp). The transcript has 16 exons. NCBI's taxonomy places the organism in Eukaryota, Metazoa, Chordata, Mammalia, Rodentia, Muridae. Gene Ontology annotation, biological process: response to cytokine; heterophilic cell-cell adhesion; leukocyte tethering or rolling. Bases 65 to 2371 code for a protein of 768 amino acids. Gene Ontology annotation, molecular function: oligosaccharide binding; sialic acid binding. The record is from RefSeq and is a predicted model, not a curated record. Gene Ontology annotation, cellular component: membrane; external side of plasma membrane.
GCAGCAAAAGUAUAAGAAGCGUGGCUUGGCCAGAAGGAAGAGAGCCAGUGGAGCUGCAGAAGAGAUGGCCGGCUGCCUAAAAGCUUCCUGGAAACCAAGACUCAGGAGUUUGUUCCUGGGAACGGCUCAGCUCCUCUGGUUCAGCGCCUUGAUCUCUGAGCUUGUAACCCAGAAGGAAGUGGCAGCGUGGACCUACAACUACAGCACAAAAGCAUACUCGUGGAAUGUGUCACGGGCAUUCUGCAGGAGGCACUUCACGGACUUGGUGGCCAUCCAGAAUAAGAACGAAAUCGCUCACCUCAACGACGUCAUCCCCUACUUCAGCUCUUACUACUGGAUUGGGAUCCGAAAGAUCCGUAACAAGUGGACCUGGGUGGGAACCAACAAGACGCUCACGGAGGAGGCAGAGAACUGGGCGGACAAUGAGCCCAACAACAAGCGGAACAACCAGGACUGCGUGGAGAUGUACAUCAAGAGUAACUUGGCCCCCGGCAGGUGGAAUGACGAGCCCUGCUUUAAACGGAAGCGCGCCCUGUGCUACACAGCCUCCUGCCAGGACAUGUCCUGCAGCAAGCAAGGCGAAUGCAUCGAGACCAUCGGGAACUACACGUGUUCCUGCUACCCGGGCUUCUACGGGCCAGAAUGCGAAUACGUCAAGGAGUGUGGAAAGUUUGACAUCCCGAAACACGUGCUCAUGAACUGCAGCCACCCUCUGGGGGACUUCUCCUUCAACUCACAGUGUGCCUUCCGCUGUGCGGAGGGGUACGAACUGAGUGGACCCAGCAGGCUGGAAUGUUUGGCUUCUGGAAUCUGGACAGAUGAACCCCCGCAGUGUAAAGCCGUGCAGUGCCGGAGCCUGGAAGCUCCUAUCCAUGGAACCAUGGACUGUGUGCACCCGCUUGCUGCCUUUGCCUACGGCUCCAGCUGUAAAUUUGAGUGUCAGCCUGGGUAUCAAGUGAGGGGCUCCAACACACUCCAUUGUACUGGCUCUGGCCAGUGGACUGAACCAUUACCAACCUGUGAAGCCAUUGCGUGCGCACCUCUGGAGAGCCCCGCGCACGGGAGCAUGGACUGCUCCCCGACGGCAGGAGCCUUUGAGUACAACAGCAGCUGCACUUUCCGCUGCGCAGACGGCUUCAAGCUGGAGGGAAGGGAUGCCGUUCAGUGCGCUGACUUGGGACAGUGGACAGCGCCAGCUCCAGUCUGCGAAGCCUUGCAGUGUCAGGAGUUUGCCAUUCCGAGUAAAGCCCAGGUGAGCUGCUCGGACCCCUUUGGUGCCUUGAAGUACCAGUCAGUCUGCAGCUUUUUGUGUGAGGAAGGCUCGGUCUUGGUGGGAUCAAGUGCGAUACGAUGCCUGGCCACCGGACGCUGGAGCGGGGAUCCUCCAGAAUGCCGAGCUGUCACCUGCGUUCCCUUGCUGGGCCCUCCCAAUGGAACGAUGACCUGUGUCCAGCCUCUGGGAGGCUCCGCUUACGAAUCCACAUGCCAUUUCAUCUGUGAUGAAGGGUUCUCUCUAUCUGGACCAGAAAGAUUGGACUGUUCUCCAUCUGGACACUGGACAGGCACCCCACCCUCGUGUGAAGCCAUCAAGUGUCCGGGAAUCUCCGCCCCAGAACAAGGCAGCCUGGAUUGUCUGCACGCUCACGGAGAAUUUGGUGUUGGCUCCACCUGCCGCUUCUUCUGUAACAAGGACUUUGAGCUAGAGGGGUCGAAGGACGUGGAGUGCACAGUUUCCGGAAAAUGGUCAGCUCCUCCACCAACCUGCAAAGGUGGAACAUCAGUUCCUUUCCCAGAGGUGCAGUGUCCCGCUCUCACUACGCCUGCACAGGGAACAAUGUCCUGCAGCCACCCGCUGGGGAGCUUUGGUCCCAACACCACUUGUUACUUUGGGUGCAAAACCGGAUUUACACUGAGAGGCGCCAACUCGCUCCAAUGCAGGACUUCAGGACAAUGGACAGCAGUGACGCCCACGUGCAGGGCCAUCAGAUGCUCAGAACUGCGCAUGGACACAGCAGUCGUGAAGAACUGUUCCAAUCCCUGGGGGGACUUUAGCUACGGAUCAACCUGCACCUUCCACUGCCCAGAGGGGCAGUCACUGAAUGGCUCUGCAAGGGCGACGUGCCGAGAGAAUGGCCACUGGUCAGCUUCCGUGCCGACCUGCCAAGCAGGGCCACUGACGAUGCAGGAAGCUCUGACUUACUUGGGCGCUGGGGUGGCUUCCACAACAGGUCUGGCAGUAGGCGGGACCCUCCUGGCUCUGCUCAGAAAGCGUCUCAGAAAGAAAGAUGAUGGAAAGUGCCCCUUGAGCCCUCACAGCCACCUUGGAACGUACGGAGUCUUCACUAAUGCUGCAUAUGACCCAACCCCUUGAGAGACCCGGUCUCCCAUCGCCUCAUUCAAUCUCUCAGGAUUCCGCACGCAGAUACCAAGCUUCCUGUCAGACUUGACCUUAACCCCACAGCCUUUGCUGCGGUUCUCUAUAAUUAAUCGGACAGGAACGGAAGCAGCGAAAGGACUGUGGACAUUCCCACCUCUCCACCCACCCCUUCCUGCUCCGCCCCUCGCCUUCCUCCAGCGCAGCCACAGACACAGGAGCGAAUGUUUCUGCUGUGGUCUGUGGCUUUGACCUUGCUGUCACUGAAAACGGGAGUUAGUCCACGGCCCUGGAGCGUCUGAAUCACCAGGCCACCCGACUCUGGGGAACCGGAGGUCUGCUCUCUCUUGGGAUUGGAGAGCGAGCGUUGGAGUGCAGGCAAACCUCUAGCUUAAGGGAACGCCGGCUGCGUGAUCUCCUGGGACUUCCGCCCGAUCUGUGUGGUUGUUUCUACCCCUGCUGCUGAGACUUUCUCACAGAAACUUCCAGAUGGUACCAGAGACCACAGAAGAUCGAGACCAGAGCCAGGGGGCCACGUUUGACUGCAUAACUUCCCUCCAAAGGCCAAUGUCUGAAUGUAUAAUUCAACGUUCCCAAGAGCCAUGCUCUUCAUGAUUUGUUCAGUAAGGUCUGUGUAUCUCACUCUGUCUACCACCGAUGCGACCACAGUUACAGUUGUCCAAAUAAAAGCCGGACCUUUCAGUGUGCCAGCAAAUACAUGUCAUGUGUCCCCUGUCCACAGGAAAAAAAAAAAAUCAGAAGAUCAGAGAAGGUCUUCAUUGCAUUACUGUUCUGCAGGAAAGAACAGAUUGCUUUAUAUGUAAUUUAAUUUACAUAUUUAAUAAAAAAGUCACUGAAAAUUA